Molecule: messenger RNA, 2247 nt
Organism: Xiphophorus couchianus (Monterrey platyfish)
Lineage: Eukaryota; Metazoa; Chordata; Actinopteri; Cyprinodontiformes; Poeciliidae
Exons: 11
Coding region: 914-2221 (435 amino acids)
Source: RefSeq, a predicted model, not a curated record
UGAGCUGUAUGACAAUUUUAUGUUGUUUUCCGUUGGAAUGUACAUGUUGCUGUCCCCUAGUAUAUCUGAGGAAAUGUUAGCCUUUGCACAAAAGUUGAUGGUUGCUUUUGUUGAACACUUUGGGGAAUUAUAUGGAAAAGAUGAAAUUGUGUACAAUAUACACCAGCUUACUCAUUUGGCUGAAGAAUACAGGAGGUUCGGCAAUCUAGAUAAUAUAUCAGGAUUUCCUUUUGAGAAUUGUCUUGGUCAAAUUAAGCAUCUUCUACGCAAGCCACAUCAGACACUACAACAGGUAGUUAAAAGGUUGUCUGAAACCUCACAUGUUGGACCCACAUGUUCUAGAGAUUAUCCAAAGUUGCUUAACAUCCACAUUGAUGGUCCAGUCCCCACACAGUUUAUUUCUUCACAACAGUACAGGAAGGUCUCCACUCAUCGGUUUACUUUGUCCACAAAGAAAGGAGACAAUUGUGUUGAAGUUGGAGAUGGAUUUGCAUUAAUAGAGAAUAUUAUUAAAUCAGAAGAGGAUACAUAUAUAAUCGUCAGAAUGUACGGACACAAACAGCCAUAUUACAUGUAUCCCUGUGAAUCAUCAUACAUUGGCACAUACAAAGUCAGUGGCUUGAAAGAAAAUAUAGGGGUAGUUGGACUGGCCUCUAUCAAGCGCAAAUGCCUUCUCUGUCCAGACAUGGAUGGUGCCAUUGUAAUACCACUACUUCAUUUAGCAUAGUCAUGCUGCCCUGCCAAAGUGCAGUAUCUGUAACUGAGAUGUAUAUCAUGGCAUAAAUUACCUAAAAAUAACAUUUAUCUAAUUCUUACCUGUGCAAAUAACAUGUUUGACUGGCCAAAAACUACAAUGUCUGUAGUGCACUUUGGCUUUGAAGAGUGAAAUGGGGAUGACCUGUAAGGAGAUAUCAUGAGUAGUUCUCAUUUCAUCCCUAGCCCUUCGAAGAUGAGUAGAGAGGCACUGUGGUCAGUUGUACAGUUCCCAAAUGGUGGGACAGCAGUAGUUCUAGAGAGCUGGUUUAAAGCUGAGGAACAGACGCUGUUAUGGCCCCCAAAACACAUAACACUCAAGAAAGCCCUUCGAGACGGAAUGCAACCAGACGACAAAUGGAUCACCUAUACGGAUGUACGAGUCCUCAUUACGUGUGAGACCCUUGAUGAGGCGAAAAAACGAGAGACAAAAUAUAACACCACAAUGUGUCCAACAUCUGAAAUUGAAUCUCAUGAUGAAGGAGCUAUCCGCCAAAAAAGAAUAUCCAGGCCAAAUCAGCAGUUUAUGCAUUCUGAUUCUGAAGACCAUCAGAGUAGCAGUGCAAAAAGAAAGCGUUUUGCCAAACCACCUGAUGUUGGAUGUCCAGAUCUUGUUGCUAGCAACUACCAACAAUCACUAGCUGAUGAAGUUCUUAAUGCUGAGAUGCCAGGUUUUGCUACAGCCCACUGUGUCCAGUACCACAGGUUGCAGAAUCCACAGCGACAAAGUACAAGUAUUGGGUUGUCUGGAUGCAGCUCAAGGCAGUAUAACCAUCGCCCUGGUCUCUCACAAUGUGCACAAAAUAGGCUGCCAUUGGAUAUAUCACAGACAAACUCCGACCUGAAUGAUGUAUUGGAUUCAGCGCCUAAUCAAGGUUUCGAAGAUGCAACCACACAAAGGGCCAGCAAUAAUGGGCAGCUUUUGAGAGACCUCGCUAUCCAUAAGAUGACAUCGAUGCUUGCUGAAGCUCUUGUGAUUGUGAAGGAUCUAUCCAGAGAUGUCCAAUUCAUUAAGAACAAUUUGGCUCAGAGUAACAUUACACCAGGUAGCACACAAGGACCAGCAAACCUUGUACUCCCCUUCCAGCUGCCAAUUGAAAGUGAAGAAGAUUUCAGUAAAGCAGAGUCAUUACUGAUUGAAGAGACAGUGCGUCAAAAGAUGAUUGCUCGACUGGCUCUAGUAGGAGGCACCAAUUCAGCCAACAUGGUAAGAAGAAUGUUGACAACUUGUAUGAGAAAUGCCCUGGCAAGUCAGUUCAACUGGGCUGGGAAGAAACAUAGGCAUUCCCAGAGUAAAAAGCCAUUCAAGGACACAAUCCUGCAAGAGUGCAUAUUAGUUGCUGCUCGUCAAUUCGAACCAGGCCUAACUGAUCAAAAUUACAGCGAAACAGUAAAGAAAUGGUUUCGCUAUGCACCAGACCGGGAGGGAGGCAUUGAAAGGCAACCAAAGGGACGGCCAGAAGACUGAAAUUAAAUAAAAUAUUUAAGCACUGC